AUAUAAUAUAGAUAAUAUUGCCUCUUUUUAUUCUUUUUUUUUUUUCCAUAAAAAGGAAAAAAGAAAGAAAAUGCAAUUGCCGGUGAAUAUCUGCAGACGCCUCAACGGACUCGUCAGAGCUUUUUCUUCCCCUUCUUAGAUCGAAUCAGGUUCUUAUGGUUGCGAAAUAACCUCAGUAGUUGAAUUCAUUAACAUUGGAAGUGCCCAUUUUGAAGUCCACCGCCUCCUUGGUUGUUAUGUCCAAAUUUAUCAUUAUUGCCCGUGAUUAGUGAUGUUCGUUUGUUUCUAAUGAAAAUCUGGAAGUUCAUUUUUAGUGGAAAAGUUGUGUUUGUCACCAAUGGGUGUGAGCUACUUGGCGAUCUCGGCUUUGUCUACAGCUUUAAGUGUCAUAGGUCUCCAAUUUUGGACAGAGUUUUCACUCGAUAAGCUUCAAACUGAUGGGCUAAUUAGUGAGAAUUUUAUUCAUACCGAAAAUGCCAACCGUGCGUUUGAGCUUCUUUUGGGUUCUUAUGCCACUGUUGCUUUGCUGGCAAAUUUUGUGCUCAAUGUAUUUAUUCUACUCAUCCUUUCCCUAAAGACUGUAUUUUUUGGUGAGUUAUACCCUUCAGAAACUCGGAAAUUAGUAGAGCGCCUUAUCAACUAUGUUAUAUACAAGGGGACCUUUCUACCAUUAGUUAUUCCAUCAUCAGUAUUCCAAGCUGGUCUUUGGUCAAUCUGGUUGACUGUUAUUUGUUGUCUAAAGGCUAUUUUGGUUCAUGGGUUUCAGCUGCUUGAAAUAUCACUCCAUUCAGUGGGGAACAGUGAAGAUUGCCAAAGAGCAAAACACUUUGAUUUAUCAGCUGCAGGUUCAUUUUGGGAAUGGAAGGGCAUUCUUAUUCGCAAUCUAGGUUUCUUCCUUGACAUGGCAACACUGUUAAUGGCACUUGGACAUUAUUUGCUUAUUUGGUGGCUCCAUGGCAUGGCAUUCCAUCUUGUGGAUGCGGUUCUUUUCUUGAAUAUACGUGCUUUGCUAAGUGCAAUUGUGAAGCGUAUAAAGGGAUUUAUUAAAUUGAGAAUGGCAUUAGGGGCUCUUCAUGCGGCACUUCCUGACGCAACAUCUGAAGAGAUAUGGGUGUAUAAUGAUGAAUGUGCCAUAUGUCGGGAACCUAUGGCUAAGGCUAAAAAGCUUCAUUGUAAUCACCUUUUUCAUCUUGCUUGCUUGAGAUCUUGGUUGGACCAAGGCUUAAAUGAAGUUUACUCAUGUCCCACAUGUAGAAAGCCACUUUUCCUGGGCAGAACUGAAAGUGAGGUGAAUUCUCGCACAGGAGAAGCUUUAAGUGAUGAGCAGUUGGCACGACAAAUAAAUUCUGGACUUGAUCAGCAAAAUGUGCCUGAUCACACUCUACCUGCAGGAGUAUUCCCAAAUCAAAUGCAGAACCCAAUGGAAGGCAACCCUUGGAGGAGUGCAGGACUGGAUUCGGGAUGGUUGCAUUCUUGGCCAAACCAAAGUGUUGAUGGAGCCGGUCCUUCUACUGGGAUCAGAUCUGCUGGACUUGGAAGAGUUCACAUGAUGAUGAGGCAUCUUGCAUCUGUUGGAGAAACUUAUGCCCAGACUGCUCUUGAAGAUACUGCUUGGAGCCUCUGGCCCGUGAACCCAUCUCAGGCUGCUGCAUCUGCUUCGUCAGUUCCUCCAAAUGUUGGUGGAAGAUACCCUGGAAAUGCUGGUAGUUUGCAUAUGAGGACUGCUUCACGUACGGCAAAUGACAGCAUAGCGCAUAUACUUGCUAUGGCUGAGACUGUACGGGAGGUUUUGCCACAUGUCCCGGAUGAGAUGAUUUUUCAGGACUUGCAGAGAACAAAUUCUGUUACUGUUACUGUGAAUAACCUUCUCCAAAUAUGAUGAUGCACAGUGUUUUCUUCGAAACAUGGUUCCAGUUCAUGAACAGAUCCUUGAUCUUGUCCGUGCCAACAUUUUCGAGGUUUUGGGGAUUGGCAAGGCUGUUGAAUUAAUACAGAUUGUUUACUCCAAUAAAAUUUGUUAUUUUCCUACAAAUAUUCUGAUUGUUGUUCCUUCUCUGUAUAUAAAGUCAAGGUUGCUCAAUCAGAUGUUAUUAUGUAAAAGAUCAGGAGGUGAAAAAUAGUAUAGUUGUAGUUGUUUUCCAUUGAAAAAUAAAGUUUCUACAUAUAGGUGGUUACCGAUCAGGUUGCUGUUCGCUCCGUCGUUUUAAUCCCUCGUUUCAAGCCAGAAAAAGGGAGACGGAUUGUGGUACAAUGGUGGCAGACUGGCAGUGGAGCAGCUACCCUCUCUUAAGUUCUAAAACUUUUGUAUUAUUAUUUUUAAGUUUAAGAAACUUUUAAUUUUGCCUUUACUGAAAUUUAUUUAAUUCAUCGUCAUUGUUAAGUGACUAUUUCACGGCACACCCGGAAAAAAAAAAAGUUUUCCUAUCUUUUAUAAUUACGGUUUUUGAAAUGACUAAGCUCAAUUACUAUUAACAUAUAGUAACAAUUUCUGUUAGUUAAAUCAUUGUAAAUUCAUGACAAUUGAUCAAACAUUCGGAAAGUAUUUACUAGGAUGGUCCUUGCAAAGUUUCCCUAGGCCGUAGGACAUGAAUAUGUAGUCUCUUGUCUUUUUCCUUUCUCAAUAACUAGAUAUAUAGCUUAGCACCAUAAAGUUAUUUAUAUUGGAUACAGGGAAGGCUACU
This is a messenger RNA of Durio zibethinus, 2681 nucleotides long. NCBI's taxonomy places the organism in Eukaryota, Viridiplantae, Streptophyta, Magnoliopsida, Malvales, Malvaceae. The record is from RefSeq and is a predicted model, not a curated record.